Messenger RNA from Meriones unguiculatus (Mongolian gerbil), 7748 nucleotides. It is a transcript of the gene Ccdc93, whose product is annotated as coiled-coil domain containing 93. Gene Ontology annotation, biological process: Golgi to plasma membrane transport. The transcript has 24 exons. The coding region runs from base 157 to 2046 and encodes 629 amino acids. The record is from RefSeq and is a predicted model, not a curated record. Lineage: Eukaryota; Metazoa; Chordata; Mammalia; Rodentia; Muridae.
UCCGCCCUUGUGCGCAUGCUCCGCGGGGCCACGGUUCUCCGACCGGCUGUGGUAGUGUCAGCUCCUGUGAAGGAAGUUUCCGCUUUGCACCCCACCCGGAUCACAGUUGGGUUGUAGGGCCGGCUCUCUCCGGCUCCACAUCAGCGCAUCCGGAUCAUGGGGUUACCCAAGGGGCCGGAGGGCCAGGGGCUCCCCGAGGUGGAAACAAGAGAAGAUGAAGAACAAAAUGUCAAGUUGACUGAAAUUCUGGAGCUCUUGGUUGCAGCUGGGUAUUUCAGAGCAAGAAUUAAAGGCUUGUCUCCUUUUGACAAGGUAGUAGGAGGGAUGACGUGGUGUAUCACCACUUGCAGCUUCGAUGUGGAUGUUGAUUUACUCUUUCAGGAAAACUCUACAAUUGGUCAAAAAAUAGCUCUAUCGGAAAAGAUUGUCUCGGUUCUCCCAAGGAUGAAGUGUCCUCACCAGCUGGAGCCCCACCAGAUCCAGGGCAUGGAUUUUAUCCACAUAUUCCCUGUCGUGCAGUGGCUGGUGAAACGAGCUAUAGAAACAAAGGAAGAAAUGGGCGACUACAUCCGAUCCUAUUCUAUAUCCCAGUUCCAGAAGACCUACAGUCUCCCGGAGGAUGAUGACUUCCUAAAGAGAAAAGACAAGGCCAUCAAGACGGUUGUCGACCUCUCGGACGUUUACAAGCCCCGUCGAAAGUACAGACGGCAGCGGGGAGCAGAGGAGCUGCUGGAUGAGGAGUCCCGAGUCCACUCCACUCUUUUGGAAUACGGCAGGAGAUACGGGUUUAGUCGACAGAGCAAAACGGAGAAGGCUGAGGACAAGAAAACAGCCCUUGCUGCAGGGCUGUCAGCUGCAGAGAAAGCGGAUGCUCAUGAAGAAGAUGAGCUUCAAGCAGCUGAAGAGCAACGUAUUCAGUCGCUGAUGACCAAGAUGACCGCCAUGGCAAAUGAGGAGAGCCGUCUCAGCGCAAGCUCCGUGGGCCAGAUCGUGGGUCUCUGCUCUGCCGAGAUCAAGCAGAUUGUGUCUGAGUACGCUGGGAAGCAGUCUGAGCUGUCUGCUGAAGAAAGCCCAGAAAAACUAGGAACCUCCCAACUACAUCAGCGGAAAGUCAUGUCCUUGAAUAAGCAAAUUCUGCAGAAGACCAAACAUCUAGAAGAGCUGCAAGCGAAUCGUAACAGCCUCCAAGCCAAGUACAGUGACACGAAGAAGACACUGAUGGAGCUGAAGAAUCAGACAGAGAAGCUAGACAAAGAGCAGGCGGCCCUGGAAAAAUUAGAAGCCAAAGCUGACCCGAGCAUUCUGCAGAGCCUGAGAGCACUCGUAGCCAUGAAUGAAAGUCUGAAAAGCCAGGAGCAAGAGUUUAAAGCGCACUGCCGGGAGGAGAUGGCUCGGCUACAGCAGGACAUCGAGACCCUCAAAGCUGAGAGAGCGCCAGGCGAGAAGAGUCUCUCCAGUGGAGAGCCAGAGGGUGCCCUGACCUCCACCAUGACUCACAACGAGGAGCUGGACAGACGGUACAACAUGGAAAAAGAGAAGCUGUACAAGAUCCGGUUACUACAGGCCCGAAGAAAUCGAGAAAUAGCGAUUUUGCAUCGCAAGAUUGACGAAGUGCCCAGUCGAGCAGAGCUGAUACAGUAUCAGAAGCGAUUUAUUGAACUCUACCGUCAGAUUUCCGCAGUGCACAAGGAAACCAAGCAGUUCUUCACUUUGUACAAUACCCUGGAUGACAAAAAGGUUUAUCUGGAAAAGGAGAUUAGCCUGCUUAACUCAAUUCACGAGAACUUCUCACAAGCCAUGGCCUCCCCUGCUGCCCGGGACCAGUUUUUAAGGCAGAUGGAACAAAUUGUUGAAGGCAUUAAACAAAGCAGGAUGAAGAUGGAGAAGAAGAAGCAGGAGAACAAGAUGAGAAGAGACCAGUUGAACGAUCAAUACUUGGAGCUCCUGGAGAAGCAGAGGCUCUACUUCAAGACUGUGAAAGAGUUCAAAGAGGAGGGCCGAAAGAAUGAGCUAUUGCUGUCCAAGAUCAAAGCCAAGGCCUCCUGAGAAUCCAUCUCCAUUUCUAUAUAUCAUUGAUAUAUUUUUAAUGACAUGUAUGGACUACAGGAUCCUGAAACGGUUCUGAAAAUGAUGGAGGUGAGAUACGGGAAGAUUCAUUUCCUGAAACGGUUCUGAAAAUGAUGGAGGAGAGAUACGGGAAGAUUCAUUUCAACCGGAUGGAUGGAUGUUUCCUUUCUCCUUUUUGUUUCAUUUCAUCUCUCCUGGCUGAUGGACUCAGAUUGACUAGACUAACAUCAUGGCUUGGAUGACACCCAGAAAUGUGGGCAGUGCUCAUGCACUCUGUCCAUUCAAUUUUUAUUGCUCCAGUAACACUGCAUUUAUGAAGAUACCUGGAUUUGUGCGGGACCUGAGAAUAAAGAGCAUUGUGUUCAGCAAGUAUUAAUUGAGCAACUACUGAGAAAUAAGCCCUGAGGUAAAUGUAGCAGAACACUACACCUGCUCCUCUGGCAUCUAGCAGGCACCCAGAGAACAGAUACAACCCACAUAAGCCCCAAAACUUGACUUCUGAAAUGUUUCAGAAGGCUCCUGGGUGAGUAGCCAGCACCUUCAUCUACAGUUGUGCCUUUCGUUCCGGCUUCUCACAGUGUGUGUGGAUUACAGUUUGGGCUGGCAUGCAGAGAAAGCAAUUAGCUCACAGGUGUAGAGACAGAAAGUGAGGUUCGGGUUUAUUGGAGGCCAUCUGUCUGUGGUGGGAAGGCCGAUAGAAAGUGACCGUGAUGGGUUCUGGAAAUGGCAACCCUUCAACUAGAGCCAGCUUCACAGGCAUUUCCCUUGGUGUGGCUGUAGAUGUGUCCCGCCCUUGAGCAGCAAUCGGUCAGGGAUAGCUGUGAGAGCGGCUCAUUGCCGCUCCUUUAACCCUGCACACCGCCUGCGUUCCCUUGAUAGAAAAAAAUGUUAGGGCUCCUUUCAUUGAGGACACCUCAGUAAGAAUUGAAGCUGUCCAUAUGUAGAUAGGCCCUUGUUGGAGGCAUGUCCCCUGUUCUUGCACUGCAGAUGUCAGGGUCUAAGUGAAGAUUAAGAUGUGCACACUGUUGAGUGCUAUCAGGACAGACAUGGGCAGAGACUGUGCUGGGCAUCUCCAUGUGCACAGGUACGUGCACAGGAGCACAAGGACUCCAUGGAGGAAACAGCUAUUGGGCUAGAUCAGAAAGGAAUAGGAUGUUAGCUGAGAUGGGAAGGAGGCACCUCUGGAAAUGAGCAGACCAUCCCCCCCAAGCCCCCAGCUGUGAAGAACCUAGCAACUGGAUCAUGCGCAGUAAACCCCAGUGUGAGGUUGGUGUCCCAUUCUGCAUAAAGUUGGCUCACACAUGAUCUGAACAGCAGGUUAGGACCAUUCAACAAGCAUAAAUAUGUCAGGCAAGCGGGCACUGGGCAGUCACAGAAGCACUGUUCAGUUUUAGUUUCCUAAGGGGAUUAAGAGGCGUUCAGACUUAGACAAAUGAAGAGGUGUUCAGCUGGCAGCGUGCUUGCCGGGGUUCCAUGUCUCACAUCAUGUAAAACAGGCAUGGCAGGGCACACUUGUGAUCCUAGCUCUCAGGAAGUAGAAGCAUAAGGAUCAAGAAAUCAAGGUUAUCCGAGGCGAAACAGCAAACUGGAAACCAGCCUGGACUGCAUAAGACUGUCUCCCCAACCCCCAAAAAAGCCCAUUCAGGCUUAACAGCAUCAUCAGUUCCUGAACCAGGGUGCGGAGCUGGGUAGAAACAGCAGCGCCUAAAGCAUCACCCCCCUGUCCCAGCACUCUUCUGUGAGCCAUGUGUGCACCUCUACCUCCAUGGUCAUGGGAGCAUUGUGAAAAGGCUCAGCUGAAAUAAGUACUUAUGAAACAAUAAUGAUGUUAAUAAAAAUACAAUAGUACCUUGAGGGAGGCGACAGCAUUUUGAAGGUUUUGGAACUAUUCCAGUUCAGAGGAGCGGGCCACCCACCUGUGUUUUCUUGAGAACAAGCUCGGUCAUGCAGAACUCUGGCUAGUGUCAGUGUUUGACCACAGGGGUAGGGAGGUAGGUGGAGGCAGGUGAGGUACUGGAAUCCACCUGCCCAUGUCUGGGAGAGGUCUGGAAUAACUGAUCUAAAGCAACUAGAAUUGGUUUUGGAAAUGGGAACCUUUAUUAGGUGCUGUUUCUGGAGAGUUUCUUUUGGUAUAGUUAUAGGCUUGCUCAACUACAGUCUGCGUGUAGCCAAGGAUAACUGUGAAUGUAGCCCAACACAAAAUUGCAAAGUAAUUUAAAACAUGGAGAUUAUUUCCUCUGUUUUUUUUUUUUUUUCUCCAUUACACUUAACUCUGUAAACUUUGUAGAUGUCAGUGUCAUGUAACAGCAAAAGGUUGCUCACUCUUGGUAGAGAGAGAUUGGUGGAUACUUUGUCUGAUUUUUUUAAUCUACAGGAAUUAGCACAGAUCAAUGAGAGGAUCCUGUUAUUGGUUUUACAGUAGCACGUGUGAACUCCUCCUGGGGAACAGGCCACAGAUCUAAACAGAAUACAGUUCUUACCCCCCAUAAGUCAUGCCACUAUUGCACUAAUGCUCACAGCUUGCCUGGCAAGUUGAUAUCAUAGUAUGCAAGUCUGUAGCUGGUUAAGACUGUUGCUGACACCUCCACUCCAAGCAAUAUUUGAUGCUGUGAAAGCUAGCCAACAGGGAAGACGCUUCUAGCUCAGAUCUGUCUUGAUUUCUCUAUGUGCCACAUUCAAAGUAUGUGGUAUCUAAAACAGUGAUGUCUUACUGUCUAGUUCAGGUGGGCAACCGUGCACAGUGGCUAACCCGUAUUGUUUUGGAGCCUUCUAGGUAAGGCUGUGUUAUGUGUAUACUCUUUGAAUUAGACCACAAAAGCCAGCACUGAGAAUCCUACAUUUGCUUCAGGCCUCCUGAAACAUAGACAGCACCUUUGUGGGUAAUUCCAGCAUGAAGUGGGCUGUGCAGCCUGACCUGUUUAUAGACUGAGGAGAUUACCUGGAAGACUGGUGGGAGGGAGGAGCCUCCCAGAGCAAUGUCUUCUGUACCCAGACAUAAUAUAGCAUUGUGUUGAGCCUAGUGGCUUUUACCAGAAUUAGUAGUAAAACAUCUGUAAGUGGCUUUUGUGUGUGUGCACGCUUUAAGAGAAAUCAGAUUCAGGGAAGUGAGCUUGUUCACAGGGCUGGCUCCUAGGACCAUGCAUUCUUAGGACCAGCCUCUAGAGCAGGAGCUACCUUCCUUCCUUCUUAAUUUUCAUGACAUAACUGAGGAUGCUCUGGUUGAGACCAAACUCAGAGCAGCUGUGACCAAAGUUAAACUACAGUGGUGGUGAAAGGUCUAGAAAGAUGUAGGGACAUUCUGUUGUUCUCCCAUGUCCAGUAGUUGGUCAGCUAGAGUACUACAGAAGAGCUGCCAACUCAUAUCCAGAGGGGUGAUGUUAUUUCUAAUGAAGCAGAGUCCAUGUUGGGCAUAAGCUCCUUUAAUCUGAUCCUCUGGAUGGGGGUCUGGUUUGUAGCCCAUGGUUCAAGAGUGAAGACAUGGGCUCAUGGGGAACCAAAUCAGCAUUGGUUACCAGGAAGGGCUUUCCUUCUCCAGACUGUUCUUGGAGACCUCUCGAAACCUUGAACAAAGCAUGGGGCAGGCCUUCCUAUGGCCCCCUUACUACCUCUCAAAGUGCCAUUUCCAUGGAUCAUUGCUUUGGCAGACUCACCUUUUCUACCUUGAGUAAAGUAGACACUACCUGAAGGAGUAUCUGGGACAUCCAGCCUGACUGUAGCAUAUACACUCUGCAUUCCCUCUGCCUCCCCAUGGCUCUGUCUUGCCUACUCUCCAGGUGAUGGGUGGUCAGUUUAAGGGAGCUGUGCAUCCCAGCAAGAACUUCUGACAGUGAUUUUGACUUGUGAAGGUUCAGGCAGUUGGAGUGAAAUAUGCUCUGAGAAGUACUGCAAGGAAAUGUUUUAUGAUGUGUUCAUUGCCAAGGUUGGUCACAGAGAAAAAGAACACCGUAAUGCAGAACAGUACAAUGCAGGGCCCAGUAACAUGGGUGCCAUUGUCUGUUCUUGUAGCUGAGCAUGGCCAGAGGAAGAACCUUAUGAGAUGCAUCUUAGAGUUUUCCUUGCUCUCCCUUCUAGCAGCAAGUGGCAGUAGGCAGAGUAGAAGGCAGGGGAGAUGGCUCAGUCAGUAAAGUACUUGUCUUGUAAGCAUGAGGACCUGAGCUAGGAUCCCCAGCAUCCAUGUAAAAAGCCAAGCAGAGAAGUGUAUUCCCAGCACUAGACAGGCAGAGACAGAAGGCUGUCAGGCUCACUGACCAGCCAGACUAGCUGAUUUGGUAAGCUCCAAUUCAGUGAGAUAACCUGUCUCAUAUAGUAAGGUAGAGAGCAAUCCAGACAUCUGAGUUGACCUCUGACCUUUACAUGCACAGGCAUUAUACAAGUGCAUAGAAAUACAAAGAAGUAAUGCUUCUUUCUCAGAAUAAAUAUGACAUAUCAGAUCAUGAACAGGGCUUCAGUACCUCAUCUGCAGUACAUUUGACACCAUGGGGAGUCAUUCCUUCUGUAUCUUUAUUAGCCUGUAUCAGUUUCCUAAAUGGACCAGUCUCCCCUCCAUCGAUAUUUUCCUCAUGUGUCCUCUCCACGAUUUUAGGUAAUGCCUUCACAUUGGCCUCCUGAUCAUGUCACAGUCCGCCCACCGCACUGCUGUUGUCGGUCCUAAUGACGCGUGUCACUGCUUAAGGUCCCUAGGCCUUUGCCAGGUCUGCACAAGGGCAGCAGAAGCAGGGGCCUUGCCCACCUUGCUGUGGUUCCUCAGAUAGUCAGAACAUUCCAGUUGAUGAAGUGGGCCCUCCAGAUUGUUAUCUUGGCAUCUCAUAGUAGCAAAUUAGAGAUUUAACCUAGUCCAUGCUCAGGUUGAAGCAGGCUGGCAGUUCUAGUCAGCAGCUUUAGAGAAGCCCUCUCAGGCAUGUGUUCAGUCCGUAACCUUGAAGGGCGAAUGGAAAAGGAGUUUUCCGGAAGUUUCCAGCCUUUAACCAAGAUCACCUUUUGGAGAUGUCCAGUAUUGUGGCAAGGAUGGCACAUUAGUGUCACAUAGGCUCAUGAGUAUGUUCUUCCUUCAGAUGGGUGGUGUCAUACAGCUGUGGGCAGUAGCACGCCACAGUCAUGGCAGAGUACAAGUACAGCCUCCAUGGAGGACAGUUGGACAGUUCACAAAUCCCAGUGUACCGCCUUUUGAACCAGCAGUGCCACAUCUAGGAACUUUUCUUAUGUACAGAAACUUUUAUUAAAGCAACGUUUGUAGUAACAAAAAGAAACUACUAGUAAUUCAGAACAGGGGUGAAAAAUCAUGACCCAUCUCUACAGUGGAGCAGUCUGCAGACAGUUAAAAGAAUAAACCUGCUGUGUUUAUUGGCAGGGAACGUUCAUGGGAUCUUGGAGCCACAUGGUUAAGUGGGGGAAGAAAACAUCAGUGAACAUGCAUGAAAUGCUAGUAUUUGGUGUAGAGAUAAAUACAUGUGUUGUAGGUGUGUGUCUGCAUAUGUGCGUGUGCAUAUACUUACAUAUGCUGGUGAUAUGUCCGCUUGCGUGUUCUCAGAGUGUCUCUGAGAAGCGACACAGCAGCCUGGCAACCUUCGUUGCCUCUUGGAAGAGGGUGGGAAUGACUUUUCACCAUUUGCCUUUUGUACUCUGGAAUUUUGUACCAUGUACAUGCAUUAUCUACUCAAAAAUAAAUAGUUUUUGAAGUUUAA